This is a messenger RNA of Perca fluviatilis (European perch), 3860 nucleotides long. It is a transcript of the gene ehmt1a, whose product is annotated as euchromatic histone-lysine N-methyltransferase 1a. Gene Ontology annotation, molecular function: histone methyltransferase activity; zinc ion binding; p53 binding. The transcript has 25 exons. Gene Ontology annotation, cellular component: nucleus. The record is from RefSeq and is a predicted model, not a curated record. Bases 182 to 3358 code for a protein of 1058 amino acids. Lineage: Eukaryota; Metazoa; Chordata; Actinopteri; Perciformes; Percidae.
ACACAGCGAGUCACGUGUGCUCGAGCGAGCGGGUGGAGGCGGAAGUGGAAACUCUUGUCUUCCUGUCCCAUCCCUACCUACCCACCCACCUUCGCUCGGAUACAGCUACACCGACUGGAGCUGGUGCUGCUGAGGCCCCCUCAGUCCGACCGGUUUCAACAAUCAGCCCCCCAGGACAGCAAUGGAUCACAGUGGAAGCAGUGAGGGGCCUGGGCCAGGUAGAAGACCCUCCAGUCCCUCCUCUCGUGCACCCAUGGGUGCCAAGGGACAUGCAGCACAGAGUGGUCAAAGGCCCAAAGUAAAGAUAACUCCCUUCCACAGCUCACCCAUAGUCAGCAGUGAUGAAGCUCUCCGCAGCAAACGACCAGGAGCCGCUUUUGGGAAACUGCUGGCAUCUCCUGGCGGCCUGGCUCUGGACUCACUUGGUCGGCUGAGUGCUCCACCUGUCAGAGGGAGACUUGCUGCUGCUGAGAGCUCAGGGGAACAAACAACCAGUUCAGGCUCUGUACUGACCACAACACCAGCUGCCAGGAAGGCACCAAAGACGAGCACAGAGCUUCGUCAAAGCCAGAAAGGCAAAGAGAGGGGAGCUGUCUCCACCUCCACCAAACCUCAGUCCGCUGUGAAGAGGAAGAAGAGGAAGAUGGGAAUGUACAACCUGGUCCCCAAAAAGAAGGCCAAGACCCUUAAACAGCAGGAGAAGAAGGGGGAGCCAGGUCCCAGUGUGGAGAAGAACAGAGUUGCAACAGAUGAAAAACCAGUGAUCCUACCAGAGACUCUGAAGGCCAGAGAACUGACAGCUGCCAGGAAUGAAUCGUUGAUGGAGGCGCCACCUGGAGAAGGCUGCCAUGUGGAGUACACAGAGCUGGCUUUGGACUGUCUGGACCUGAAAGCUCAGGAAGAGCUGCUCUCACCUCCCCUGUCAGGUGUAGCAGCGGAUGCUGAGCUGACAGAAACAGACCUGGCUGAGGAGUUACCACUGUGCUGCUGUCGUAUGGAGACUCCUCACAGCGGAGGCAGUCUGUCCGCACUGGAUCAGACCUGCAUGGCCAUGGAGAGCAUGGAUGGAAUGCUGAGUCGUUGCCAGAGGCGAGUGGUGAAGCAUGAAAUGAUGCGACCCUCCAACACGGUCCAUCUGCUGGUUCUGUGUGAGGACCACCGGGCCGGCAUGGUCAAGCACCACUGCUGCCCUGGCUGUGGACUCUUCUGCAGGGCGGGCACUUUCAUGGAGUGCAGGCCGUACGGCAGCAUCUCCCACCGAUUUCACCGUGACUGUGCCUCCAUCUUGAAGGAUCUCAGGUUUUGCCCCCACUGCGGAGAGGAUGCCAGCGGGGCGAAAGAGGUCACGGUGUCGAGGGCUGAUCCGUCUCCCUCUGUACCUAGAUCGAACCCCGGGCCGCCACUGCCAGCGGUGCCCACUGUGGCCACCCUGCCAUCAGUACCAACCACGCCUGCUGUUCCGCAGAUACUCAGAGCGAAGAAGACCAGCGAGCCGCAGAGGGGCAGAGACGAGAGCCCGAGCAGGUUAAAGAGCGAGGCUGUGUGCGCUGCAGAUAGACCACCUAAAGAGUCACUGGAGAGCAUCCUGAUGGCACUGGAUGAUGAGAACCUGAAACCAAAGAAAGUGAAGUACCCCACCAGACAGCUGUACAUCUCUGCAAAACAAGGAGAGCUCCAGAAGGUCAUUCGUCUCCUUGUUGAUGGGAAGGACCCCAACUUUCUGAUGGAGGGCCAAAACAAAGUCACUCCUCUUCAUGCAGCAGCGGCUGAGGGUCACCAGGAGAUCUGCCACAUGCUGGUCCAGGCUGGAGCCAACCUGGAAAUGUUUGAUGAGGAGCAGAGAACGCCACUCAUGGCGGCCUGUGAAAACAACCACCUGGACACGGUGAAGUACAUGCUGAGAGCCGGAGCAGCUGUCAGUCACAAGGAUAUCAUGGGUUUCACCUGUUUGCAUCUGGCAGCUAAACUGGGACAUUAUGAUGUAGUCCAUCAUCUGCUCUCCAAGGCAUCCAAAUACAUCAACUGUCAGGAUAACGGGGGGUGGACUCCCAUCACCUGGGCCAUUGAGUACAAGCACAAGGAUCUUGUCCACCUGCUGCUGGCUAGAGGGGCCGAUGUUAACAUCAGAGACAAGGAAGAGAAUGUCUGCCUGCACUGGGCGGCACUUUCGGGCUGUGAUGACAUCGCCCAGGCUCUGCUGGAGGCCCGAUGUGACCUUAACGCUGUCAACGUUCAUAGUGACUCAGCGCUUCAUGUUGCUGCCAGAGAGAACCACCUGGAGUGUGUGAUGACGGAACAAAGCCGCGGCGCAGCCAGGACGCUGCACCGACGUGCCAAGUGGAAUAUCCGGGAUCCUAGCUGCAGAGUUUUGUAUGUACUGAAGCCUCUGCAGGCUCUUUCCAGGAAUCCCAAUGAGCAGUGCGUUACAGUAGUCCAGUCUGGAGGAGACAAAGUGAGGCCAGAGGCUCUGAAGCGCCGCUCAAGGACCCGUCCUGCUGCCUUCAUCUUACGAAGCCCAUCUGUGAACCAGGGUGCUGAGCGGGUGAAGGUGACUGUUCUUGUUUUAACAGGGGCAUGGAGGGACAUUUCUCGGGGGUACGAGGCAGUUCCUAUUACCUGUGUUAAUGGUGUCGACAGCGAGCCGAGCCCUGACAACUUUAAAUACAUACCUGACAGCUGUGUCACCUCCCCACUGAACAUAGACAAGGACAUCACUCAUUUACAGCACUGUAGCUGUACAGACGACUGCUCAUCCAGUACCUGCAUGUGUGGUCAGCUCAGUCUGCGAUGUUGGUAUGACAGUGAGGGUCGACUACCACUUGACUUCUGUCAGAGGGAGCCCCCCGUGCUGUUUGAGUGUAACCACGCCUGCUCCUGCUGGAGGACCUGCAGGAACCGAGUGGUCCAGAACGGACUGAGAGCCCGGCUGCAGCUCUUCAGGACACAGAAAAUGGGCUGGGGAGUGAGGACCAUGCAGGAUAUUCCUCAGGGAACAUUCAUUUGCGAGUAUGUCGGGGAGAUCGUCACUGAUGCAGAGGCUGAUAAAAGGGAGAGUGACUCUUUCCUCUUCACCCUCGACAAUAAGGUGGGAGACGCACACUGUAUCGAUGCGAGACUCUUUGGCAACAUUGGCCGCUUCAUCAACCAUCUGUGUGAGCCCAACCUACUGGCUGUGAGGGUGUUCACCAUGCACCAGGAUCUACGCUUCCCUAGGAUAGCCUUCUUCUCCAGCAGGCCCAUCAAAGCUGGAGACCAGAUAGGGUUUGACUAUGGCGAUCACUACUGGAGGGUGAAGAGCAAGUACUUCAGCUGCCAGUGUGGGUCGCUCAAGUGUCGCCACUCAGCUGGUAGCCGUUAGAAACUCCCUGAUGAACACCUGAUCCCUCUUUCUGCCUGGACACAUUCUGUCGCUUUGACCUCUUUGAUCAUGUCACAAACACUGUCUUCUGAACCAGAUAACAUGUAAGAGUGAUUCUUUGAUUACGUAAACACCAAUGGGUUUUCUGGUAUUCACUUGAAAUUUCCCAGUUUUCAAAUUCCAUCAACUGAAAGAUAAACAUUGUGAAAAUCUGUCAUCUCAGAGCACACGAUCUAACUUAUUUAUACACCUUACUAAGGUUACUUUUUUACGUGAAGAACACUGCAGCUUGCAGCCAGCCAGAAAUACUGUACGUGGCAGAGGGUUUAACUAGCCAAUAAUUAGGUUAAAUAAUUUUAACAGAUGAUUUUAACAUUCUUUGACUCUUCCUUUUAAUACUGCAAAGUGUUAUAUUUGUGGAUUAAUGAAGUGAAGAAAUGUUUUGGUAGUCAAUGUGCUUGUACUACAUGACUCAUUAGCAAUUAAACACAUUUUUAAAGCA